AUGGGUCAAGGUGUUUCUCAAGGACAAGAUAAAAAGAAAAAUAAGAAAGGUGCCAAUCAAAAACCAAAGUAUGAACCACCAGUGCAGUCUAAGUUUGGACGUAAGAAGAGAAGAGGAGGUCCAGCAACAGCUGAAAAAUUACCAAAUGUUCAUCCGAGUACUCGUUGUAAAUUGAAAUUAUUAAGAAUGGAGAGAAUCAAGGAUCAUUUGUUAUUAGAAGAAGAGUUCGUUACUAACUCUGAGAUUUUGAAGCCUUUUGAAAAGAAACAAGAAGAAGAGAAAAAACAACUAUUAGAAAUUAGAGGUAACCCAUUGAGUAUUGGUACAUUAGAAGAAAUUAUUGACGAUGAUCAUGCAAUUGUGACAAGUCCAACCAUGCCAGAUUAUUAUGUUUCAAUUCUUUCCUUUGUUGAUAAGGAACUGUUAGAACCUGGUUGUUCCGUUCUUUUACAUCACAAGACUAUGUCUAUUGUUGGUGUAUUGCAAGACGAUGCUGAUCCAAUGGUUUCUGUUAUGAAGAUUGACAAAUCUCCUACCGAAUCGUAUAGUGAUAUAGGUGGUCUAGAAUCUCAAAUUCAAGAAAUCAAGGAGUCUGUCGAAUUACCUCUAACACAUCCAGAAUUAUACGAAGAAAUGGGUAUCAAGCCUCCUAAGGGUGUUAUCCUAUAUGGUGCACCAGGUACAGGUAAGACUCUUUUGGCAAAGGCUGUUGCUAACCAAACUUCUGCUACGUUUUUAAGAAUUGUAGGUUCUGAAUUAAUUCAAAAAUACUUGGGUGAUGGUCCAAGACUAUGUAGGCAAAUAUUUAAGGUUGCUGCGGAAAACGCCCCUAGUAUCGUCUUUAUUGAUGAAAUCGAUGCUAUUGGUACAAAGAGAUAUGAUUCAAAUAGUGGUGGUGAAAGAGAAAUUCAAAGAACAAUGUUGGAAUUACUGAACCAAUUGGAUGGUUUUGAUGAUAGAGGUGAUGUUAAAGUUAUCAUGGCAACAAAUAAAAUAGAAAGUUUAGAUCCUGCUCUGAUUAGACCCGGUAGAAUUGAUCGUAAGAUUUUGUUCGAGAAUCCUGAUUUAUCAACCAAGAGAAAGAUUCUAGGUAUUCACACAUCUAAGAUGAACCUAAGUCAAGAUAUAGAAUUAGAAAAGCUUGUUACGAGUAAAGAUGACUUGUCCGGUGCAGAUAUACAAGCCAUGUGUACGGAGGCUGGUCUACUGGCAUUAAGAGAGAGAAGAAUGCAAGUCACUGCAGAGGAUUUCAAACAAGCUAAAGAACGUGUCUUGAAAAACAAAGUGGAGGAAAAUCUGGAAGGUUUGUACUUAUAA
Molecule: messenger RNA, 1317 nt
Organism: Maudiozyma saulgeensis
Lineage: Eukaryota; Fungi; Ascomycota; Saccharomycetes; Saccharomycetales; Saccharomycetaceae
Source: the annotation of a GenBank genome assembly